AAACUUGGUGUACUGCAGCUGAAUACCCAGUUCUACAGGCUGCCUGGCGAUUUCGGUAAUCCGAAAUCGUACACUUAUCCAGUAGUCAUAUCCAUCGUCGAAGUAGCCAUCCGGGAGACGGUAGUGCUGGGUGGAAGGGAAGGACAAAUGGCGUUGGUAGACGCGUUUGUUAAAGAGGGAACAAGACUGAUGAAAGAGGAGAACGUCACAUGUUUAAUUACAAGCUGCGGUUUCAUGGCUGCAACGCAGAAAGAGCUUGCUGAGAGGAUGCCCAGUGAUAAAUUAAUUCCUAUCGGUACCAGCGCACUAUUACAAGUUCAAUGGCUCCGGGAGCUAUUUGGCGGGGCACCUGACACAGUUGGGAUACACUCUUAUCCGGGUAUCUCCUGUGAAAACUCUAAUUAUGUUGUACAAAAUGGUGAAAUGGUCACUAUUUAUAAUUUCAAUACGUACCGAACGGUUCCGUUCCUUAUGGUGUGUCCCGAUGUACAUUGGCAGGAUAUAUCUAUUGUGGACCCCCGGAAGGCCUACAACCUCAGUUGA
This is a messenger RNA of Desarmillaria tabescens, 543 nucleotides long. RefSeq lists its product as uncharacterized. The annotation marks the transcript as partial. The record is from RefSeq and is a predicted model, not a curated record. NCBI's taxonomy places the organism in Eukaryota, Fungi, Basidiomycota, Agaricomycetes, Agaricales, Physalacriaceae. The transcript is spliced from 2 exons.